GGCCAACCCGGGAAUCUACUUUUAUCGGAAAGUUUUUUGAUAAGAUAAGUUCCCCCGCCACGUGACUGCUCCACCGAUCGGAGUCACUCAACUUUUUUUUCUGCCUCGUCCUUCCACCCCUCUUGCGGCAUCGUUCACGUCUGUCGUCACCACAAAUUCUACGGUCGGUCGCUGCAAAGAUGAAGUACGUUCUGGUCUCUGGAGGUGUCAUUUCCGGCGUGGGCAAGGGCAUUAUUGCCUCCAGCACCGGUCUGCUCCUCAAAACUACUGGUCUUACGGUUACCAGUAUCAAGAUCGACCCUUACAUCAACAUCGAUGCGGGCACUAUGGCACCUACCGAACACGGUGAGGUCUAUGUCACUGAUGACGGCGGUGAAAUGGACCUUGACCUUGGCAACUACGAGCGCUACCUGCUCACGUCGCUCACUCGGGACCACAACAUCACCACGGGAAAGGUGUACCAGGAUGUCAUCAACCGCGAGCGUAUCGGCCACUACUUGGGCAAGACCGUCCAGGUCGUGCCCCACAUCACCGACGCCAUCCAGGAAUGGAUUGAGCGCGUCGCCCGGAUCCCCGUUGACGAGUCCCGCGCCGAGCCGGACGUCUGCAUUAUCGAGCUGGGCGGUACCGUCGGAGACAUUGAGAGUGCUCCCUUCAUCCACGCCCUGAGCCAGCUGCAGCGUAAGGCCGGCAAGGGCAACUUUGUCCAGAUCCACGUCUCCUACGUGCCGGUCAUCCCCCCCGGACCCGGUGGUGAGCAGAAGACGAAACCCACACAGAGAGCCAUCAGCGACGUGCGGAGUGCCGGUCUCAGCCCGGACCUGAUUGCCUGUCGCUGCGAGCAGCCCCUCGAGGCGAGCACGAUCCAGAAGAUCGCCAACAUGUGCUCGGUCGAGCAACACCAGGUCAUCGCUGUGCACAACGUGACGACGACGUAUCACGUCCCCCUUCUGCUGGAGAAGCAGAAGCUCAUCAACACAAUCACCCAGAUGCUCGAUCUCACGCCGAUCCAACCCGCCCCCGAGCGGAUCGAGCGCGGCAGCCGCAUGUGGAAGGACUGGGUCGACCUCGCCCAGGGACAGGAUUUCCUGCACGACCCGGUGACCAUUGCCCUGGUUGGCAAGUACACCUCCCUCCACGACGCCUACAUCAGUGUGUCCAAGGCCCUCGAGCACGCCGCCAUGUUCUGCCACAAGAAGGUCAAGAUCAUCUGGGUGGACUCGUCGCACUUGGAGGACGGAACCGCCCCCGCCGACUACCACAAGGCGUGGCAUUCCGUAUGCACCGCGGACGGUGUUCUGGUGCCCGGUGGCUUCGGCAACCGCGGUACGGAGGGUAUGAUGAAGGCCAUCACGUGGGCCCGGACCAACAAGAAGCCCUUCCUGGGAGUCUGUCUGGGUAUGCAGCUGGCUGUCCUGGAGUACUGCCGCAACGUGGUAGGCAUCGAGGACGUCGGCAGCGAGGAGCUGCACCCGGCGGCCGAGAACCACGCCAUCGUCUACAUGCCCGAGGUCGACAAGGGCAAGCUUGGCGGGACGAUGCGUCUUGGCAAGCACCCCUGUAUCUUCCAGGAGAACACCGAAUGGUCCCGCCUGCGGGGCAUGUACGGCCCCUCGGUCUCGCAGAUUGAGGAGCGCCACCGUCACCGCUACGAGGUCAACCCGGCCAUGAUCGAGCAGAUCGAGAAGGCCGGUCUCACCUUCAUUGGCAAGGACACCAAGGGUGAGCGGAUGGAGAUUGUCGAAAUCAAGGACCACCCCUGGUUUGUCGGCGUCCAGUUCCACCCGGAGUACCUGAGCCGUGUCUUGAGCCCCAGCCGGGCCUUCCUCGGUUUCUUCGCUGCCGCCGCCGGCUGCCUGGACGAGGUCUCCAAGGCCGUCGUCCAGGGCCAGCGCAGUGUUGCUCGCAAGCAAUAG
Messenger RNA from Aspergillus aculeatinus CBS 121060, 1916 nucleotides. Its product is annotated as putative CTP synthase. NCBI's taxonomy places the organism in Eukaryota, Fungi, Ascomycota, Eurotiomycetes, Eurotiales, Aspergillaceae. The coding region runs from base 180 to 1916 and encodes 578 amino acids. The record is from RefSeq and is a predicted model, not a curated record. The transcript has 3 exons. Gene Ontology annotation, cellular component: cytoplasm; cytoophidium. Gene Ontology annotation, biological process: pyrimidine nucleobase biosynthetic process; CTP biosynthetic process. Gene Ontology annotation, molecular function: identical protein binding; CTP synthase activity.